Molecule: messenger RNA, 641 nt
Organism: Arachis ipaensis
Lineage: Eukaryota; Viridiplantae; Streptophyta; Magnoliopsida; Fabales; Fabaceae
Source: RefSeq, a predicted model, not a curated record
AAGAUGAGCGAGCCGAGGCCAGUGCCGAGGAGAGAGAGUCCAUGGGGAAUCACCGGAGAGGGUCAUCGUGAACCCAAAGCUCACCGAUGUAACGACCGUGUUGAAGAUGUCGUUCAGGCUUGUUUUGAGGGGAACCCAUUUAAGACAGUUCCAGGGCCUUUCAAGCUCUUCUGGAAAUGCAUGCGUUCUAAACCUGGCGAGGAACCAACAGAGCCAUUUACCUAUCUGGAUUUGGAACCUCCAAAGAGAGAGGAGAAACCUGUAAAAGUUGAGUAAUUCCACUCCUACAAAUCCCUUUGGUUUUCAACUUCAUUCCUCAACAUGGAUGGUUUUUAUGCAGAUCAUAUGUAACUAAACCUAUGUUUGUUAUUUUGCUAUGCAAAAUAGGUAUCCUGUACAUCUUGUUCUGCAGUAUAUGUUGGCAUGUUGCUUGUCCAAUAAAAAACAUGGCCACUUGCAUUGUUGAAAUAACUUUUACAAUAAUUUCUUGAUCACAUGUUUAUUGUUAUAAUCGCCACAAAUUCCAUGUUUGUUACAUAGAAUGUAAAUUCCUAGUGUUUGCCACUCCUUGCUCUACCAUUUGCUGUAAAAUUAAAAUGAUAAAACAUGCCUCUUUCCUAAGGAAUGAUAAUGUUGUCUUU